Colletotrichum truncatum is the source of this 957-nucleotide messenger RNA. RefSeq names its product Ulp1 protease family protein. Gene Ontology annotation, molecular function: cysteine-type peptidase activity; deNEDDylase activity. The record is from RefSeq and is a predicted model, not a curated record. Gene Ontology annotation, biological process: proteolysis; protein deneddylation. NCBI's taxonomy places the organism in Eukaryota, Fungi, Ascomycota, Sordariomycetes, Glomerellales, Glomerellaceae.
AUGGUACAAACAUUUUCGAAGCCCGUCACUCUGCUGUUCCACAACCAAGACAACCAUUGGACCUUGUACAUGUGGCUGAGGGCCAGCAGUGCCUUUGAGAAAUACAACUCUCUGAAGACAGCCGGAACAAUGUCGAACACAUCGCCAGUUGUGGACUUCGUUUGCUGGGUCCUAGGCCCAAAUGUUGUUAUUAACUUUCGCGAAGCAGAGUGUCCACAACAGAAGAACACCUAUGACUGUGGCAUAUACUGCCUGCAAAUCGCCGAACAUCUUGCUGCUCGUGCUUCUUCAUCGAUCAACAUCAGCGCCAGUCACGUAGUACGGAAUCAGCUACAAGAGGCCCUUGUGACGUCGUGGGAAUGUACGUUACGCACUUCCGAGAUAUCUCCAUACUUCAUGCUCAUGGCUUCGAAUGUCCCUAGCCGCUUUCGACAGCUGCAUGGCAUCCGAAAGCGUCGGAGGCUUCUUGUGUCCCUCAACGAGCCCACCCAAGCAUAUCCGCUCGCCACACAAACUUUUUUCGGCCUCGAUCAGCAGUUUCGCCAAGAGAUGCAGUCUGCUGCGCUCUGCGUGCUUGCCGGUAUUAUCUCAGAGCUGCACUCCAGACACCUGCAGAUGCUACAAGAAACCCUUGCUCCUUAUGAGCGCGCCCAGCAACGAACGCGUGAAGCCGAAGAGAAGAUGCUCCACCAUGUCAAAGGCGUCAUCGAUUCUUACAACUCAGUACCCGAUGUGGCAGCUGAGCAACUGUCUCCUGCUCAGAUGUUGUUGCGAAAAAGCCUUCAGUCUCUGAAAGCAGCUGCCGAAGCUACGCAACAGUGUUGGGACCUGGCUGGUAGUAGCCGAGCGCUGGAGCAAGAUACAAGUUCUCUUGCUAGUAAUGCAUACGCGCAAUGCGUCGCUAUGCUCCUAGUCUUGCGAUACGCCGUUGGCAAGUUUCGCAGGGUCCGAGGUUGA